AUGACUGAAGUAGGUAGUGCAUCGGCUGUGGCCUUCGGCAACGAUGAUCAAGCUUCGGGACUUAGACUCCAGACUAGUGCUCGGAAAAGUGGAUGGUCGGGGAGAUAUCCCGGCAUGGCCAAGCGUCCCAGCUUAUCUGCCGUAUUGAACCAGACGCGGGCAGUCUCCCCGGCUACAGCCGGCGGCAUGGAGACCCCGGAAUCAACAUCGUACCCCGCGGGCCCGGCCAAACGCCGGCGCACCCACUUGGCCUGCAUCACCUGCCGUGACCGCAAGUCACGUUGUGACGGGCUACGUCCCGCAUGCAGCAGCUGUGUGCGCCGGAAGCAGGCCGACUCCUGCUCGUACGACCAAGCAGCGGUCGCGUCCAAUCGGUACAUUGCGGCUCUCGAAGACCGGAUCCAGAGAUUAGAAAGAGGGAACGUUCGGAUUCCUGAAUCCCCCCAAGGAGGAAGCAUUCCUCCCUCCGAUGCGGGUGCAACGACAUCAAGCAGAUACGGUCGCUCGGAGGUUCACGAUGUGGUUGAACACGAUCGACAGGAACGCCCCAGCCUGUCGAGGAGUGAGCCCUAUGGUAGUGCAUCGAGCUUGGUAGAAUCGGAAGGGCCUUACCAGGUCGAUGGCCUUGCCACCGUCAUGCCUACGGAGAACAACGACAAUUUCACCUAUGGGGGCUCGUCAACUAUUGCCUUUCUACGUCAAGUUGGGCGUGCAGGACGUGUUUCAGGUUAUUCUACGCCCCGAUCUCGAGUGCUUCCACUUGGCGACAGGACCAGACGCGUAUCCGGUCUAUCGGAAACCCCAUCCUUGCCACGAAGACUGCUUUCAAAAGAAUCGGGUCUUGCAAGUCUGCCCAUUCGAUAUCGGUCAGACCGGUACCUCGGCUGCUAUUGGGAGUUCGUCUACCCGCUUUUCCCGCUGUUCUAUAAACCGCACUUCAUGGCAACCUACGAACAGCUGUGGAUGCCCAGGACGAGCGAGCCCAUCGAGACCGCAGAGGACACAUUGUUCCUGUGCAACUUAAACCUAGCUUUCGCACUAGGUUGCCAGUUUUGUGACGACAUCGACCCUCGUGAACGGCUUGCGAUGGCCAACCAGUUCUUUGAGCGGUCUCAGCAGUUCAUGGCCUUCGACUUUCUCGCGUCGACAGAGAUAGCAGUGGUCCAGUGGUUGCUCUUGAUGGCCGUCUAUUCAAUCAGAAUGGCUCAAAAUAUGGGUCUGCAUCUGGAGUGCCCGAGGUCCCCUCCCGCAUGCCAAGUCGAUGCGGAAAUCAGGCGCAGGGUAUGGCACACUGCCGUAGUCCUGGACAGACUCGUGGCAAUGACGUUUGGCCGACACGUCAUGAUUGCUCCGGAGUCGUACACAACUCCGCUCCCGAAGGAGAUAGACGACGAGUAUCUUGUGGAGGGCGGUGCAGGGACACAACCUCCGGAGAAGCCAUCCCAUAUGGGUCUGUUUGUUUCGGCGUGUAAACUUUUCGAAAUACUCCAUGGUAUCUUGGGAACAUUUUAUGGUCCGAAUAGCGACCCGCGGCACAAUGAUCCUCCACCCUCGGAACAAGUGCUUGGCGACGUCCUGAACUUCAAUCGGCAAUUAGACACGUUCCUCAAGCAGAUGCCAGAGCACCUCAACAUAUGGUCUGGGCCACGAGCCUUAGCUCUGGGCAACGAACCGUACAUUCAUCUUCAGCAGCAGGUGCUAUGUUGUCGCUUCCUGUAUACCAGGAUACUUUGCUUACGACCCAUGCUGCAAAUAGCAUUGCAUAGUCGCAGUCGACUGCAAGCUACCACAAUCGACGAUAGUAUAUUAAAGCGGUGCUCAGAUCUCUGUGUUGAGACCGCCUACCGUCUCAUCGACACUAUCGACAAGAAUCUCGACACUCCUUACAAGAGCCCUGGAUGGCAUUCUGUAUACUUCGUCUUUGCCUCGGCUACAAUCAUUUUGUCUUCACUCAAGCUGGGUACAGGAGCAAGUUCCAAGAGUGCCUUUGAAGAGUCUUGGGAAAGUUGCAUGAGGAUUCUCCACCACUACCGAGACCGCGUCCCUGCUGCACCGCGUGCUAUUCAGGUCUUGGGGGCUUUACGGCAGCAGCUCGAGAGUUCAAAUGAAUCAUCCCAGUCGAGACAAGCUCGCGACGAACCUCGGUUUAGUGCCCUUGUGUCUGGGGAUUCGAUCUCAUCAAGUCGAAUGUUUGGAGACUUGGACGAGUCGCACCUAGAGCUUGGUCAAUUACAUCUUGAUGGCACAAAUGCGUUGUAUGAUACCUGGUUCACGCAACAGCUGUUUGGUUUGGACUUUGUAGGAGGGGCAUAA
Molecule: messenger RNA, 2313 nt
Organism: Thyridium curvatum
Lineage: Eukaryota; Fungi; Ascomycota; Sordariomycetes; Thyridiales; Thyridiaceae
Exons: 9
Coding region: 1-2313 (770 amino acids)
Biological process (GO): DNA-templated transcription; positive regulation of transcription from RNA polymerase II promoter by galactose
Cellular component (GO): nucleus
Molecular function (GO): RNA polymerase II cis-regulatory region sequence-specific DNA binding; DNA-binding transcription factor activity, RNA polymerase II-specific; zinc ion binding
Source: RefSeq, a predicted model, not a curated record